ACACAUCGGAGAGCAUAUACAAAAUCAAUUAUAACCAUUUCUCUAUAUAAGAGAGAACCAUUGCUGGUCGCAAUCAGUUCCGUUUUUGCUCUUCGGCGAAUAGCACACACUAAGCGCACGCCCAAAAUGGAUUUCUACUACUCGGGUCGUGGGUCUGGAUGCCGCUCAAUUAUAAUGGUGGCCAAAGCUCUCGGUUUGGAGCUGAACAAGAAGCAGUUGCGACUCUCAGAGGGCGAGCACCUUAAGCCAGAGUUCCUGAAGCUCAAUCCCCAACACACCGUCCCCACUCUGGUGGACAACGGAUUCUCCAUUUGGGAGUCGCGCGCCAUCGCCGUUUAUCUGGUGGAGAAAUACGGCAAGGACGACUCCCUCUAUCCCAAGGAUCCUCAGAAGCGGGCCUUGAUCAAUCAGCGCCUGUACUUUGAUUUGGGAACCCUGUUCGAUUCCUUCUUCAAAUACUAUUACCCCUUCAUCCGUAAUGGUCAGUAUGGAACUGCCGAAGACUUCAAGAAGGUCGAAGCUGCCUUUGAGUUCCUUAACAUUUUUCUCGAGGGUCAGGAUUACGUGGCUUGCAACCAGUUCACUGUAGCCGACAUUGCCAUCCUGGCCACCGUUUCCACUUUCGAAAUCGUUGAGUUUGACAUUGCCAAGUACCCCAACGUAGCCAGGUGGUACGCCAAUGCAAAGAAAUUCACUCCCGGAUGGGAAGAAAACUGGGAGAAAAUGCUGCCAAUGAAGACAAUAUUCGAGGACCGAAAGCACCACGCAGAUAUGGAUUUCUACUAUACGCCUCUAGGCAGUGGAUGUCGCAUUGUUGUUAUGGUAGCGAAGGCCGUAGGAGUUGAUCUGGAUAGGAAGCAUUUGGAUACCUCAAAGAUGGAACACCUUAAGCCUGAGUUUCUGAAAAUCAACCCCCAACACACCAUUCCCACACUAGUCGAUCAUGGAUAUUCUUUUUGGGAAUCUCGUGCUGUCGCAGUCUAUUUGGUGGAACAAUAUGGAAAAGACGACACCCUUUUCCCAAAGGAUCCCAAGAUACAAGCUGUUAUUAACCAGCGUCUUUAUUUUGACAUGGGAACUUUGUACGUGGCUUUAGCCGAUUAUUAUUAUAAAGUUUUUGCCACCGGCCAUUUCGGCACUGCUGAGCAAUUCAAAAAAGUGGAAGACAGCUUCGAGUUGUUGAAUACCUUUUUAGAGUGCCAGGACUACGUAGCUGGUGAUCACCUCACGGUGGCUGAUAUUGCCAUCCUCGGCAGUGUUUCCACUUUCGAUGCCCUCGAAUUCGACGUAAACAAAUAUCCCAAUGUUGCCAAGUGGUAUACGAAUGCAAAAAAGAUUACUCCUGGUUGGGAAGAAAACUGGGAAGGUGCCAUGGAGUUAAAGAAGGUAAUUGAAAAGAAAAAAUGCAGCACAACAAAUAAAUCCUAAAUAAUUUA
Messenger RNA from Drosophila rhopaloa, 1436 nucleotides. RefSeq lists its product as uncharacterized. The transcript is spliced from 2 exons. Gene Ontology annotation, molecular function: glutathione transferase activity. Lineage: Eukaryota; Metazoa; Arthropoda; Insecta; Diptera; Drosophilidae. The record is from RefSeq and is a predicted model, not a curated record. Bases 127 to 1428 code for a protein of 433 amino acids. Gene Ontology annotation, biological process: glutathione metabolic process.